CACAUACACAGCUGCCAUGAUGUCCAUUAGACAAGUAGGCAGUCUUUUGUAAAUUUGAUACUGCGCAGCAAAGGUUGUGAAUUUACAUGCACAAGUUUCCAAGCCAGAUACCAAUAUCGGUUUCUUUUUUCUUGGUUCCCUAAAAGAGUCAUGCCUUCGUUCUUCAAGCAUGACCGAUCCAACGACUUAUUCCCACCAACGUCGCAACGUCGAGGCGGCAAAGUUUUUCCUGUAGCUCGUGUGACGCGCAAAGACAUUGAAUCGAGACUACAAAAACAGAUCGAAAGUCGACUGAAAGUCAAAAAGAUCUAUGCGGACCAUCUCGAGCAACAACAACAACAACGAUUACGGCUGCGACUAAAGCCAGUACCUUCGUUUCAACUCUUCCCUGAUGAAUCCAGUGUAACAGCCGCACCAGACAACAAUGGCGUUAACGUUGCAGAACGUGGAUUGCUGUCUCUUCGUCGCGUACCAAACUUUUCCCUCUUUGGAGAUUCCGUUGCAACGACGACGCGAUCCGAGCAACACGUUUCGACCUUGCGCAUCGACCAAUAUGCUCAACAGCGACGCGACUGCGUCAACGAACAUCGUAUCGCAGGUGUUCUUGGUGUUGGCCGUGAAGGUACAGCAGUGGAUCCAUUUUCGACAGAGAGUAUUGCACGAGUCCUCUUGGGCGAUGACACUACUUCUUCGUCUUUAACAGCACCGAUCGGCAGCACCAGCACCAGCAGUGCUGAUGGUACACCGACAAUAUCUCAAGAAACACAAGCUGUUCCAGUAUCACCACAAGAACAACAAGAACAACAACAGCAUCAACCGACUGAACCACAAACGUCAGCAACCCAUGCGUCGGUGAUCUUGAGCUCAGUGCCUGAACGAUGCAUACCUGUGUUUGCGACAACCAUGCAGAAACAAGGUUGCGACAAAAUCACCCAAACAGCCAAGACGCGUGAUACAUCGUUCCUCAAGAUCCGGUUCGAGGAGAUGAUUGGCGUGUUAAAUCAUCCAUUGGUGGCAAUGAUGGAUGUGUAUGAGCAAACGUUGAAUGAUAAGUGGAGCGGAUCCGGCAAGACACUCUUUAUCAAGCAACUUGUCGAGAAUCUACAAGCCGAGCAAAUGUCAUUGAAAAUUGCUAUAGCAACGUAUGAUAUUGAUACGGAAAGCUUCCUAUACGACUGUAUCAAAAACGAUCUUAAACUUCCGUGUCUACGUAUAGGAUCGAUACUGGAUGAUGUCUGGCAAAGCGAAUAUGGUGUGGUAUUCCAAACGCAAAAGUCGCGGGACACAAUGCGUCAGAAUAGUGAACCCAAUGCCGAUUUUGUGAUCGCAUUUGACGUACGACUACGGCCCGAUAACGGUGUAUUUGCAAAAAUUAUCAAUAAGCGAGGGACCGAACCUGUACCAGUAGUUUGGUUAUAUACUGUGGGUAGUGUUGAACAGCGGGCCAUAUCGUAUUUCGACAGACAUACAUCCGACGACAACGAAAGCAACAGCAGCCAAUGGUGGUACGAUAGACCAGAAUACCGAGAUAUCGUUCUCGCUGAAAACACAUGGCCGCCAGAAGAAGCAGAGGAAGAAACGGCUUUGCACUUUGCGAUCAAAACGUUAACGACCUGGGCUCAACACCAAUUUGCAAGACCGUACCUACUUUCCGUACCGACAGCAACGGUAGAAACAACUUCUCUCCCUUUACCUCAGCAACGGCAACGUCGUUCUCCAUCAUCUGCAGCAGCUGAAGUUCCUGUCACGACUGCGUCUACCAUACCCUCAUCCUCCUCCAUCACAGCCGCAGCUGUUGAAUCCCAAGCUAUUGUACCACAACCUACUACACUACCAGUAGCAACUGAACAAUUUCUCACAUCAUCACCAUCACCAUCACCAUCAUCAGUUACACCAGCAAUAACAUUCACACCACCCGCUGCCUCUGAGCCAGCCAAUACAGCAGUUCAGCGGGUUCCCGAGAUCACUGAAUUGUCAACGACACAAACGAGUAGUACAGCUUUUGAUAUGGAAAUAGCUACACAAUCUGAUGUGGAUGUUACCGAUGUAUUAUCCGAUAUGGAGGUUGAUUCUGAACGGCAUGCUGAGCAUAACGAAUUACCAGAUUGUAUCAAAGCUCAAAUCAAACAGAUUCUUCAAUACCCCACACUACAAGCAUCGUUCGAUCGUCCAUUUCCUGGCUCACGCCAUGGUAGUCCAAGCAUCCUUCAUAGAUCAAGAAGCAGACACAGUCGUGGACGAGAGUCUAAUGCUGAAGUUGAGGAAGAUGAUGACGCAUCAUCAUUUUACUCUGCAAGUGAAUCUGUCCAAGAUUUCAAACCUAUGUUUGCUGCUAACUUGGCUGCUGGCGGUGCCAGUGAUCUGGAAAAUGGCAUAGCAACAGGUAAGUGAAUAAUAGAAAAUUAGGGUUUCAGAUAUGGGGCGCUUGACAAAAGGGGCUCAUGAUUUUCUUUAGGCAACUCUAUCUCGUUAAAACUAGGUCCUAUCAAAUCAGCUUUUGAAAAGGAGUAUCAAACAGUGAUCUCUCGUGUGCUGUCGCAGUAUGAUCAAGAGAUGAAGGCGUUACUGGGAAAAUACGAGAAACGAGCGUACGACAAGUUGCAGAAUGGACCGUGAUUUGUAUUGUAAAUCUAUUAGUGUUUUUAGAACAUAUAUUUGUACAUAAUAAUAGCUGUUAUUCGUUGCGAGUUAAUGAAAAACGACGAAAAUCAACAACGAAACGAAAAGUAUCGAUAAUCGAAUAAAGAUCUUUUAGUUCUCUCAUGU
Messenger RNA from Zychaea mexicana, 2766 nucleotides. RefSeq lists its product as uncharacterized. Bases 151 to 2391 code for a protein of 746 amino acids. The transcript has 4 exons. NCBI's taxonomy places the organism in Eukaryota, Fungi, Mucoromycota, Mucoromycetes, Mucorales, Lichtheimiaceae. The record is from RefSeq and is a predicted model, not a curated record.